AGCUUCCCGCCUCGUGUUGACUGCGAAAGCUUCCACUGUAGCCAAACUUUUUCCUGACUGGGAACUUCGUGAAUAAGAGCAAACUAUGUGUGCCGAAUGCUCCACAUUUUGUCGAACGAACCACUUAGGGUCAAACCGUGACGAAAAGAUGGAACCGGAAAUGAAAAGGGACACUGCGACGCUCCGGAGUUGUCAGCGGGGAAGCGCUCAGCCCCUACCCGGCGAGGAAGCCUCUCGGGCUGGAUGCGUGGACCAGCUGAUCGCGCUGACUGAUGCUUUGGAAGAGAGACGUGUAACUUGGGCGCACCGGGCUCGAAUGUUGAGGCUGGAAGGUUUGCAGCAACCUGGGGAUCAAUUCUGGAGACUCCACCAGUGUUUGGGCCACAUGGACAGCAUUGCUCGUCAACUUUUUGACUUUUACCAGGUCAGUGGCAAAGAGCUGUCCAAGUCCAGCCAUGAGGAGACGCUGGAGAGCUUUCUCCCCGCCAUGGACCCCGUCGUGGUUCAGGUCAUCCGGCGAACCCCCAGUGUCCGUCCCCAUGGUCCGCCUCAGGAAAUCCAGUUGGUCGAUGUGUGCACUCAGACUGACAUCACCUUCGAACACAUUGUGGCACUGGCAAAGCUGCGGCCUUCAACGCCUCCUGUGCCUGAUGACUGUCCCUUCUUACUCAGCGACAGCUGUCACUCCCUUCACACCGUGGAGCAAGAUUUCUACGAAGGCACCGACUACCUCUCGCCACUUCCGGCAGACGCUGACAGGACGGAAGAGUUGGAAUAUGAGGAAGUGGAAUUGUGCCGACUCAGCAGCCAAGAAAAGCUAGGGCUGACACUGUGCUACAGGACGGACGAGGAAGACGACGUUGCCAUCUAUGUCAGCGAGAUCUGUCCCAACAGCAUCGCUGCCAAAGACGGUCGUAUUCGAGAGGGGGACCGCAUAUUGCAGAUUAAUGGCCAGGAUGUGCAGGACCGAGAGGAAGCCAUGGCUGCGCUCUCCAAUGAAGAGUGUCGGAGCAUCCUACUGCUGGUCGCCAGGCCUGAGAUGCAGCUGGAAGAGGCCUGGCUGGAUGACGAGCACAGCGAGUUCCUGGAACAGCUCAAGAUGGAAAUGCUGGAGGAACAGCAGCGCGAGGAGAUGGAGUUGGCCGCCUUCCAGGAGGAGCAGGAGAGUGAACAGCGGGAAGACGACGACAAGCCCACCUGCUCCACACUCCCUCAGCCUCAGGAAAGAGGUCGGAAUCUGAAAGAGAGACUGGAAAAUUCCGAGCACAACGUCCUGGCACAAAUACAGAGACGCCUGUCACAAUGCCUUCGUGACAAGAGGGACCCGCGUCGCCAUGAGGAUGAGGACGACAAAGAAGACGUGGCGGCGGGCGAUCGCUUCCAGCAGCUUCUGGAGCUAAAGUGCCAGAUCCGGAACAGCGGCGAGUACGACCUCUUCUACAGCCGCCGCAGCACCAUCGAGUGCAGCGUGGCAGAGCCAGGCGGCGUCCAGCACGAGCUGCGCAUGCUCAACGAGGAGCUGCGAAGCAUCGAGCUGGAGUGCCAGAACAUCAUGCAGGCGCACAAGCUUCGCAAUGGUCAGCAGUCGGCGAGUCCCCUUCGAGGAGAACUUGGCAAAGGCAAGCUGACCGACAUCAACGAGAGGCCGGAAAAGUCCGACAAGGACAGCUCCAGCGCCUAUAACACAGCCGAGAGCUCACGGAGUACCCCUCUGGCUAUGGAUCGCUCCCCUGAACACUCCCUCCAGAGGAUGGUGAGCCUCACCAACCAGAGGAACCUCCACAGCAGCCUCGCCACCGGACCCUCGCUCAGUCCUAGUCCGGUCCCACUUCUGGGCAAGAGCAGCAGUCCGGACCACAGCGAUCGCUCAGAGUCGGACCAGAUGCUCCGACCCGAGGAGGACCGACGCCGAGGGAAAUCUAAGCCCCGGGUGACACAGAUCCCUUACUUCUCCCCAUCGCACAGUUCUCAUCAUCGGCAAGGCGACAUCCCCGCUCACGCUCGCCAUUACCAGAGCUAUAUGCAGCUCAUCCAGCAGCGCUCGGCCGUUGAGUACGCCCAGAGCCAGCUCAGCCUGCUCAGUGUGUGCAACAAAGAGCCUAUGGCGGCACCUCUGCUCCUGGAUGAGCCUAAGAUGGAGUGGAAGGUGAAGAUCCGCGGCGACGGUACGCGCUACGUCACCAAACGGCCGGUGCGCGACAAAAUCCUACGGGAGCGAGCGCUGAAGAUCAAAGAGGAGCGCAGCGGCGGUAUGACCACAGACGACGACGCCAUGAGCGAGAUGAAGAUGGGUCGCUACUGGAGCAAGGAGGAAAGGAAGCAGCACCUGCUGCGCGCCAAGGAGCAAAGGAAGCGUCGAGAGUUCAUGCAGCGUAGCCGGCUGGAAAGCCUGAAGGAGAACCCGCAGAGCAGCAGUGGCGAGGCCAGCCGCAAGGAAGUCAGUAUCAUCGAGUUGAGCCACAAGAAGAUGAUGAAAAAGCGCAACAAGAAGAUCCUGGACAAUUGGAUGACCAUCCAGGAACUGAUGACACAUGGGACCAAAGCUCCGGAGGGGGCGCAGGUACACAACGCCUUCCUGUCGGUCACUACUGUGUAAAACAAACAGCUUACUUUCUACCUGUGGUGGUAUGAAUCUAAUCGCCUCGUUCAAUGCGGCAUUUUUAUGAGGACAAUAGGAGUAUUUUUCACACUUUGUACACCCAAAUAGCAUUUUGUAAAGAGUUUAUCCAUGGCGGUAUGGCAACAUCUCGGACAUUUUUAUACCGAUCAACAUUGUCGCCUAUUUUAACAUUUUUGUCAUAGUCAUGCAACUUAGACAUGCUUGUUUGAUUAUUUUCUUAUGGACCAAUGCAAAACCCAGCAGAUCUCAUGCCUUUUUGUCAUACAUCUCCUUUUAGCAUUCAUCUCUCAGGGGUCACCAACCAUUUUGAAUCUGAAAGGUACUUUGUAGGUACUAAUUAAUGUGAAGGGCUACCAGCAUAAUGCACACUGAAAUGCUGAACUGAUAUGCUCAUCUUUGUUUACUGACAAUUAAUUUAAGGAAACUUGAUUGUUAAUGAGAUCAUUGCAAAAAAAAAAAAAAAAAAAAUCUACGGUAGGAAACAGAUGUAUGCAUUAAAGCAACACUUUGUAAUUUACAGUUUUGGGCAAUUUUAGCAACGCCGGUCGAAAAAGUGGUCGUGUUUUGCCUUAAGACUGCGUUUCCCAUGAAGACCAGCACUGCGUUUCCCAUGAGGACCAGCGCACACCCGAACAGUGUCGUAAAAUCAUUAAUGAAUGAAUAAUCAAUCUCCGGGUUGCCUGCUGUUUGAUUAAACAACAUUUCCGUUCCAGUGGCUGUUUAAAGGACAUAUAGUAAUGAGUUAAUUAAUCCAGUUGUGGCUAAACAAUAGCAUAUGACGGUUAGCAACUGUGUGGCUUAGUGUGACUCGUCAGCGCUGACCGCGCUGUUUGGUGGGGGGGGUCAUGCCAGCGAGUGAAAUCUUCAUUCAGUGUAUCCUGGUAGCCUCUUUUUUUUUCUUCCUCAGACAAAACUUUUUGUCUCUUCUUCUUCUUAGCAGAAUUCGCGCCAAAGCGUUCGCAUUGACAUCAGUCUUUACAAUAGGGCUGUCCAACAAUCAAAUUUUUUAAUCGAGUUAAUCACAGCUUAGAAAUUAAUUAAUCGCAAUUCAAACCAUCUCUAAAAUAUGCCAUAUUUUCCUGUAAAUUAUUGUUGGAAUGAAAGAUAAGACACAAGACGGACAUAAACAUUCAACACUGUACAUAAGUACUGUAUUUGUUUAUUAUGACAAUAAAUCCACAAGAUGGCAUUAACAUUCUUUCUGUAAAGGGAUCCACGGAUAGAAAGACUUGUAGUUCUUAAAAGUUAAAUUUGUGUAAGUUAUAGUAAUUUUAUAUUAAAACUAGGGCUGUCAAACGAUGAAAAUUUUUAAUCGAGUUAAUGACAGCUUAAAAAUUAAUUAAUCGUAAUUAAUCGCAAUUCAAACCAUCUAUAAAAUAUGCCAUAUUUUUCUGUAAAUUAUUGUUGGAAUGGAAAGACACAAGACAGAUAUAUACAUUCAACAUACGGUACAUAAGUACUGUAUUUGUUUAUUAGUGAUGCACGAUAAUACAUUUUUCAACCGAUAUCGAUAACCGAUAAUUUCCUGCCCCUUCCACCCGAUAACCGAUAAUGUCACGCUGAUAAUUCUAUUCAAAUAUGUAUGUAAAAUUUUAAAGUAAACAAAGAUCAAAUGUUACUGUGCAAAAAGGUAAUUUAGUGCUAUUUUUUUUCCACAUCAAAUGUGAACAAGUAGUAAAUUCCAACAUCUAAACAAUGGCAAUGACAUUGUGUAAUGGUAAGCUUUUGGUAACAAUUACUUAGAGAGUAAACAACCAAGUUGCACAAAAAUGCCGUUAAAAGUAAGCCAUUCCUAACAUAUAUCACAUUAUUACACUGCAAAAAUACCUCCUUAAAACUAGCACAAUUGGACAAAAUUGUUGAUUGCGCACAUUUGGAGGCCAAAUCAAGUAUAUAAUUAUCGGAUUGCAUUAUCGGUUGAAUUUCGUUUUAUCUGCAUUAUCUGUGUGACGUCAUAAUUGUCAUUAUCGGCCGAUAAUUAUCGGUGACCGAUAUUACCGUGCAUCUCUAUUGUUUAUUUUAAAAAUAAAUCAACAAGAUUAACAUUAUUAACAUUCUCUUAAAGCGAUCCAUGGAUAGAAAGACUUGUAGUUCUUAAAAGAUAAAUGUUAGUACAAGUUAUAGAAAUUUUAUAUUAAAACCCCUCUUAAUGUUUUCGUUUUAUUAAAAUUUGUAAAAUUUUCAAUCAAAAGACAAACUAGUAGCUCGCCAAUGUUGAUGUCAAUAAUUACACCAUGCUCACUCGUUGUGCUGAAAGCACCAGCAGAGGGCGCCAAACACCAAAAAAAAAGUAACAAGCGGACAUUACACUGCUGUCAUUUUAAUCUGUUUGAGCAGGGCAUGUGCGUUAAUUGCGUCAUAUUUUAACGUGAUUAAUUUUUUUUUUUUAUUCAUUACCGCCCGUUAACGCGAUAAUUUUGACAGCCCUAAUUAAAACACCUCUUAAUGCCACAUGGGCUCCCUGCCAUUCUUCCACAGUGUCUUUAACUACGUACAGUGGGGAGAACAAGUAUUUGAUACACUGCCAAUGGGAAAACCCAAGGUUUCAAUGGCGAGUUUUAAAUUAAUUAGAGAUCUAGCCAAGGCAAUGUCUGAGUAAGUUUUAUGUAUAUUUUGCAAAGCUAUUUUGAUUGGGAAUGCCAGUUCACUUUGCAUUGAGCGCUUUUCUUUUUGUGAACAUCAUUUUUUGGAGAGAUAGGUAUUUUAUUGUGCUUUCACUAAAUGAUACUGUAGCGACUUAACUGUUCCGCCCAUGCAUGAUGGGAAGUUGGGCAACCAUGACUGUCAGUGUUGGCUGCAAAUGGUAUACAGUGUGUUCUGGGUUGCGUUCAAUUAAACUGUUAAGAAAAAAAGAUCGUCUUCUUUCAUUCUUCCACACGUCGUCCGCCACAAUAUUUAUAUUUGUGGUGAAAGAUUUGCCAAAGCUUAAGUCAAUAAGAGGCGCGGAUCAAUGAACGCCUAUGUCCACUCGCAUUUCUCUGCCUUUUCGCUCUCAAUGUGCAAAAACCGCGUCAUUGUAAACUGUUUGAGGCAACGCAUGAACAGGUCAUUCCGUGCAUGCGUUAAUUGCGUCAAAUAUUUUAACUUGAUUCAUUUUAAACAUAAAUUGCCGCCGGUUAGUGCGAUAAAUUUGACAGCCCUACUUUACAAUGAAUGGGGUAAGGGGAAAGUGACGUAUGCCGUAAAGCAGUCAGCACAUUUUUAGUUGUUGGGUUUUUUUUGUGUGUGGCAGGGUUCCUGCCACCCUCCUUAAAGUUAAAUAGUGCCGGUGAGAGCCAUACAGACCCCCUCAAGAUGUAAAACAGGUGUCAUUCAACUAGUUGUCAGUCGACAUACGAUCACAAAAGGUAUAAAAUAUUUUAUAAAGGUUAAAAAGUUACCAAGUGUUGCUUUAAUAUUUUUAUUGACCUGUUUAAUGUUAAAAAGUCACUUUCACAACAUCCCUAAGAAUCCGUAAUGUCCCUUCACUGAUUAACUUUUUAGAACAGGCCCAGGGACAUGGGGUCCUUGGGUCCACCAUGUUGGUGAUCCCUGCCGUACACACUAUUUGGCAGAUAUCCAUUGUAAUUUUACAAGUACCAUAAAAUUCAAUAUUUUGGAAAAGUUCAUUAAUAGUAGUUCAGUUCAAAGUGAAAGUGGUGUAUCAUGCAGAUUAACCCCCCCCAAAAUCUGAAGGCUCUUACUUUUGAUUUUUUUUUUUUUUUUUUUAACCUGUAAUCUUGAAAGUUUUAUUUUUCGAUUUAAUUGCUAAAAGUAAUUGUUUUCCAACAAAAUAUCCAAAUUCAUGGCAAUGCAUCUGCACAUACAUUCAAUGGACACUUUAUUAGGUAGAGCCCAAGAAGACGUACUGUAUAUCCAAAAGUCAAAUUAAAGCUCAUCUACAGGAUUUUAAGCAGUGAUAAAACACUGCUACUUUUACCUGUACUGGUAUAAGUUAACUAUAGAUUUUUGAAAGAAAAACUCCAAUUUUAAAAUGAGCCUUACUAUAUAACUUGUCUUGCAGAUGCACCUAAUAAAGUUUCAGUGAGUGUCCACAAACGAUUGCAAUACAAUGUUUCAGCUGUGCCAGUUCAGUUAUAUACAACACAAAAAGGUUCAUAUUGAAUUUAGACUUGUGUAUUUUUGUUGCAUUGUUCAAAUCUUUGUUGACUAAUAUUUUCUUUUCCAUACCUGAAAUUGUAUAGUUUGCCACUGAGCAGGACUCAGCUGAUUGGAACUCUUAUUAUAAACUCAAAUUGAAGUUGUAGUUUAUUUCCAUGUGAAUUUAUUGCUGAAAACGGAAAUAUUGUAAAUUUCACAUACGGAGACCGGGAUCCCUUCGUCUUUGUUCGAGUCCGUGUGCCAUGGUUUCACGUGAACGCGUAGUCGACCAAUGUGUAGCCAGUUGGGAAAAAAUGUGAUGAUGGUGCUCUUUGCGAAAUAA
This is a messenger RNA of Corythoichthys intestinalis (scribbled pipefish), 7043 nucleotides long. RefSeq names its product PDZ domain-containing RING finger protein 4-like. Bases 86 to 2596 code for a protein of 836 amino acids. The transcript has 8 exons. NCBI's taxonomy places the organism in Eukaryota, Metazoa, Chordata, Actinopteri, Syngnathiformes, Syngnathidae. The record is from RefSeq and is a predicted model, not a curated record. Gene Ontology annotation, molecular function: protein binding.